Cavenderia fasciculata is the source of this 630-nucleotide messenger RNA. RefSeq lists its product as uncharacterized. The record is from RefSeq and is a predicted model, not a curated record. NCBI's taxonomy places the organism in Eukaryota, Evosea, Eumycetozoa, Acytosteliales, Cavenderiaceae. The transcript is spliced from 3 exons. The coding region runs from base 1 to 630 and encodes 209 amino acids.
AUGAAACAUAAUAGAGCUAGCUUCAAUCUCUUCACUCUCCACUCCAUGGAUAAAUUAGAAAUACAAUGUAGAAAAGAACUUUUAAAGGAAUAUGAAAAAGCAUUAGAGAGAGCAGGUCCAAUUGGAAAGUUAAGCAAACAUUUACUACCCUAUGAAUUAGAUCUAAUCGAUAAAGGACUAUUAAAGAAUAUAACACAUAAAGGUGCAUCUUCUAUUUGGUUAGAAGCUCCUAGUUUUUUAGAUUAUGAUCUUCAAACUCAUACCAAUGUUUAUAGACCAAUGGGAGAUUCAGAAGUUCAAUUUCUAAUUGAUAAUAAUCAAUUACCAGAUGAUAGACCCUAUCAAGCUAUUAUAGAGGGACAGGUAGGAAGAAUCUAUUCUACCAAAUACUUGACCGGUGUCAAACAUACCGAUACAUUUCCAAGCACAGUGGUCGAGUUUACAUGUCCAAAGCCAAUGAUAGAAGCCAUUAAAAAAGUACAAAUCAAGAUUGAAGAUGGAGCACUGUCGAUGGGUUUGGGUGAUAAGGCCGGCAAACAAUUACCAGUAUUUAAUCAAAGUAUAAGAAAUGGUGAAACAACUUGGAGAAUUGUUAAAGUAAAAAGAUCACCUCCAAUUCAAUCUAGGUGA